AUGUCAGAUAACGAGUACGACGACGAUAUUUUUGACCAUCUUGAACUUGACGAUGAUGAUGUGUUUGACGACAUCGACGAAGACGAGCUUGUGGCCCUCGAGCGACCUGCAAAACGGGUCAAGACCGAAGCAUCAGAGGUCGAAAGGAAUCUAGCGCUUGGUGAUAGUCACAUUGCACUGGCCGAACGGAUUCUUUCCAACCAGUUUGGCUUCAAGGCGUUCCGGCACGAGCAGGCAGCCGCCAUUCAGCAUAUUCUGAAAGGCGAUAAUGUCCUCGUCAUUUUCCCCACGAGCGCAGGCAAGUCGUUGUGCUAUCAAAUCCCCUCCAUUGCCUUCCCCGAGCUGGACGGCCCAGAGGGCGCACGAGAGCAGCCGAGGCAGACGUGA
This is a messenger RNA of Podospora pseudocomata, 387 nucleotides long. RefSeq lists its product as uncharacterized. Bases 1 to 387 code for a protein of 128 amino acids. Gene Ontology annotation, molecular function: nucleic acid binding; ATP binding. Lineage: Eukaryota; Fungi; Ascomycota; Sordariomycetes; Sordariales; Podosporaceae. The transcript has a single exon. The record is from RefSeq and is a predicted model, not a curated record.